AUAAAAUCCUAGUUUUAUGCUUUAGCUUACUUAUUGGUGGUAUUAAAAUCGAGUCAUUUCUACAUUGCCAUGGUCGUGUUUUAGAAGAUUUCACAAUGGGCAUCUCACAAGCUGGCAAGGCGAUUAUGAUCGCCUGGAUUUUUUGCAUUAUGUUCGUACAUGCAAACGCUCAAUGCAGUCCCGACCUUUGGAAGACUGAUUCACUUGAUGCACCGCACUACUGGACUGCCUGGUAUAACACGGAUGAUCCAAGUGACGGUGUGGACAUUGAAAAACUCGCAUCAGUCCGAGCGGUGGAUUCUAAUGUAUGUGCAUCGCCGACCUCCGUCGAGUGUCGGGUUCGAAUCGCCCACCUGAAUUCCACGGAUGCAGCCCAAGCAUUAGAUCAAGACUGCACCAAUGCAACUGCGGGACUCGAGUGUCAGGAGUCGUCUCAACCUUCAGGGGUAAAGUGUUACGACUAUGAAAUCAGGUUUACCUGCCCUCCUGAUUCAGGUGCACUUCCUGAACCGAAUCUCCAUUGGGAGCUGAAUGGCCGAACAUCAGCUUCCGGUAAAGCCCCCGGAUGGUGCAAUGGGCGACCCAAGUUCUACAACACCACAAUCUACAGCAACACCCCGGGUGUAGCGGACGGUGCGGUGAACCCGAAUGAGCAUAGCACGCUUCUGCUCGAGGAGGGUCCGAGUUCCUCCAGACACGCAUGCGCACUACGGAGCGCGGUAACCGGCCAAGCCAAUCUGGGAAAUUUCUCGGACCACUGCAUUAACGAUCUUCAGUGCUGCAACCAUGACCCUAAUUUUAAAGGAAUAACAGUGAGUGUUUGGAUUAACGACCAUUCAGUGAGCAAAUCAACCAUGCCCUUUAUAGCUUCAGGAGCUCAACAAAGUAAUACCAGGGGAUUUACGCUGGACAAGAGAAAUGCCAAACAGUUUGCGUUCCUGUUUCGAUACGAUGUCCGCAAAGUUCCGGCUAAUAUCUCCCCAGCUAAGCCUCAGCUAUUGACCCCUUACGGCACAUGGGCCCAUUACAUCCUCUCUAGCGAUCGCAGAAAUACGAGGAUCUACCACAACGGAAUAAACCACAUCACGCAAAACUUUUCCAGACAGACUCCCGAUGGCAUCCCGAGCACGUUGCCUCUCCUUCUCUUCGCCAAGAAUCCGGAUGUGAACGACUUGGACACCACUCCUGACGUGUCAAUCAGCAACUUAAAGAUCUUCUAUAGGAAGUUCACCCAGGCUGAAGCCCAAAAACUCUAUGCCGAAGAGAUUGGAACCUUAUCAGUUAGUUCUGAAGAUAUAGUUCACAUCCUCUACGUCGUCCAAGUCAGUGAUCCCUCAGACCCGAACAUUCUUGUCGAAUGCGUCGCUCGUGGACCCGGAAAGGACAUGGUACCGUCUAUCAACUGGUUCAUACUGGAUGCGGAUGGAAUGAACUACUCCGCACUGGAUCAAUCCGGUUUGAAGGGCCGCGUUUACACGGAACUCGUAAGCGAUAACUACCGCAUAAAGUCUGCCUUGCAACUGAUCAAUUACGGUGGCAAUGCCAGUGUCGUGUGCGAGGCGGUUGAUGACGCGACUGGAGCUCGAAAGGCCUCUCGCUCGGAACUGUAUGAGCGUAAUUACAACUGGACUACUUGGAUGAGCUUUGACGCACCGUAUUUGCACGAGGACGGGAUGGACAAUGAAAGCAUUGCUUUACUCCAGGAGGAAACGUGUGAGAAUCCGAUAGACAUCGAAUGCCGGACUCUGUACACCCAUAUUCCUUCCUUUAUGACAACACAGUCGUUUGACGUUAGCUGUACCGUAGAGGGCGGGCUAGUGUGCAUUGGAUCGAGUCAGAGUUCCCUGGAUAACUUUACGUGCUUUGACUACGAAGUCCGGCUGCUAUGUCCACAGCAACCAAUCUACUGGACCAGCUGGUUUAACGUCGAUGAUGGUACCGACGAUAAAGAAAUGUUUUCCACUCAUCAGGGACUUGACGACCCGACGCUCUGCGCCUCUCCUGUGUUCGCCCAGUGUCGGGUAUUUGGUACAGCUACACCUUGGGCUUCCACCAAUGUGGUCCUUGAUUACCCCUAUGCAUGUACCCCCGAAGGACUGGUCUGUCUUGGAGCCAACAACACUGGGAACGGCGGAUGCCAGGACUUCGAGGUCCGUUACGCAUGCCCAUAUCCUACUGCUGAUUCACCAUUGGAAUACUGGGACCUGAGCGGUCGUUUAACCGUUGGUGGCACCGAACCGGUAGAUUGCAACAGUCAUGAUAACAAUAAUAUUUACUCGAAUACUGGCGGAUUAUCCGGCUCAUCUUCGACGCAGAUUGAAUACACUGACGCUCCACAACAGCUUUCACAGACAUGCGCAGUCAUGAACACCGACGGACACAUAACCCUCGGCAACUACGAUGGCAAGUGCCUCUCGAAGAUCGGCUGGUGCCCUGACGGCAUGACUGUAUCCAUGUGGAUCAAGCAGAUAACCAGUGCCGGAACUGCCAACAUGGUAUUCUUCACCAGCGGAGGAGAUGAGAGUGAUUCAAAUGGUUUCGCUUUCAUCCAGUCUGCAAGUGACAAGAAAUACUACGCCUAUUUUAGGAGCGAUGGUCUCGUUUGGGAUGAGAUAAUCGUCCCUCAAGCUGACGUCACAAUUGGCGAAUGGUUUCACGUGACUCUGACUUUCAAAGACGCCGAUGAAGGAAAGAUAUACAUCGAUGGCAGUUUAAAGGGGUCAACCGACGUGUCUACGCUAGAAAAGAACAGCCACGAUGUGAAAGACGACUUUGUCAUCGGAUCCAGCCAGUCGGGUUCGGACAGUGCUGAUGCUGCUUUCAGUGCCGUCAAGUUCUUUGAUUAUGUCCUCACAGACGAGGCAGUGAUGGGUCUCUAUUUCUGCGAGGAAACAGCGACCGAUCCCGAAGUUCUUUCACUCACCAUCGACAGCCACCGUCUCAACCCACACUUAAAACUGACUUGUCAGGUCAAAGGGUAUCCGCUUACCGGUGUGAAGUGGUUCAUGACCACCAACGUGGAUACCACUGCGAAGGUCUACCCCAUUCAGACCAGUCUUUCACGGGUAAUAUCCGAGGAUAGGUCAGACUGUAUCUUCACAUCACAACUGGAAAUCCUUAACUAUGUCACCGACUUGCCCUUCGGGAAUGUUACCUUCAUCUGUUCUGGCGAAUUCAACCAGAAAAAGGACUUCGCAACGUUGUUUGUCGAAUGGCCAACCGAAUGUGAGAGAGCUAUUGGAUUUGGAGAAGGAGAUAUAAGAUUGGUGCAGAUUUCAUCCAGUUUUACAUACAGUGGGGUACCCUCUAUAAAUGGCGGAAUACCUUGGGUUUCGACAUUUACAGACCAAUCAGCGUACAUAGAAUUUGACUUCGGCUUACGUCACCAGUUUGCAGGGCUUGUAGUCCAGGGAACUCCCUCUUCUUUCGUAUCAUCCUACGAAGUGUCCUACAGCGACGCGCCAUCUGGCCCCCUUACCUCCCAUUCAACUUUGGCCGGUGGUCAUGACGCUGUGUGGAAGUCUUUCGAUCCGGUUAUCGAAUCACGGAUAGUCCGACUCAGAUCAUUGGAUACGGACGGCACUGAUCAAAUCUUAGUGGAAUUCUAUGGAUGUGCCAUCGAAGAACCUGAACUAAAUCUCACGGCACUGACCAGCUCAUACAACUCCACCACCGACGUUUACACUCUGUACUGUCAGGGAUCUUACUUCCCGCCGCCAGUGGUCACGUGGUUAGCUGAUGAUCAGGUGAUCUCAGAACCGAGAUAUGUCACUGGUCAAGAGAUAGAGGGCGUCCGAACAUACAGCAAAGAGCUUGAGUUGAGAGACUUCGUGCUCGCGGAUGAGGAGGUGGUGUUCACUUGUGUGAUUUCUGCAGAUGGUGCAAACGUUACACAGAACAUACAGACGGAAUAUGGUUUCAACGGACUAAUAUCUGUCGUGAAUACGACCGACAUCAGAUAUCUUCAGACCGUUUCCUUCUCGUGUACCGCCUUGGGUGAUGACGUAUACACGAUGGAAUGGUAUUUCACCAACACCACCCAUACAACACCAACCCUCCUGCAAACCGGAAAUGGGGUCACGACUGGAGGAUUUACGGUCGGCGAUUCUCCAGGAGUCUUUACACUUAGCGUUCAGAUGUAUAAAGAAGAGAAUGAAGGAACGUAUCAAUGCUCUGUUAAUCAGGCAACGAGUCAGAUGAACAUCACCACCAACGCUGAUAUACUCCUAGUUGUGACUCUUGCCUCUCCUCACUACCACCAAGUCAACACUUCCUACACCCUCACGUGUACGGUCGUCCACUAUGGCGGCAACCCCUCUGCUAUAGAAUGGACUCUACCAAACGGAACCCUGAUAACAGGGAGUGAUUCGAAUGGAACGUACCAAGUAUCCGAAACUACAGGGGUGCCAGGUGAUAUUUCGACACUGACGAUGCAAGGCGAGUACUUAGUUGGAGCUUACAUCUGUACGGGACGUACGGACAAGGAUGCCUGGACGGAUACUGUGAACAUAUCUGAAGGUGACAGUUUCAAAAUCGCAAGCAUUUCGGGUGCAUAUAAUUUCACUCACCUGUAUUACUCGGCCGAAUGUGUCGCCACCUUUGUCGGCCCUCCGCCAACCGUCACGUGGGUCACGCCCGAAGGUACCAAGCAUACAACAUCAGGUGACGGCAACGUGGUGGUCGAAACUGUCACUGACGGUACCGUAACUAAAACCUUGAAAAUAUCUUCCACAAACCUCACCAGAUAUGAUGGGAAUUACACGUGCAUUGUUUCCGGCAACGGUACGGUGGAUGUCCAAGACGAUGUAUGGCUGAAAUCUGCGUACGAGGGAGAUCUGACGCUUAAUGUGACCGAACGAAUCCAGCUUGGCGAUGACGUCAGACUCACGUGUACCGCGUCUCAAGGAGAAAGUGUGAUCGGAUUUACCUGGUCAAAGGUCGUUAAUGAAACUGCAACGAUGCCAGUGGUCCAGGACGAAAUCUUCCAGAUUUCAGAAGUGGCAGGAGGGAGUUCACGUUUCAGCGUCCUUGAGAUAGCGAUGUUCUCUCGGAUUGACGAAGGGACCUACGAAUGCAGCGUCAACAGCAGGUCAAAGACUGCCAAGCUCCCCGUAGGGGCCGUACCAGGUAACACCUUAAAUUUUUUCCCAUUUAGUUACUGGUUAGUGUUGUCUUUGAUAUAUUUUUGAAAAUAGCACAGGUUUGUUCGUCCCCUGGAGACCUCCGCCACACCGCAGUCACAUCAGAAAAAUGAGCUCUAGAUCUAGCAAAAUAUAACAUUUUGCCCGAUGAGUUCCCAUCGGUCGAUGUGGUGUCAGGUGCUGUGGUGUGACUGAUCUCAAAGAAGGUGUGCAAUUCUUCAGGUGGAACUGAACUUUGCAGAAGAGGAUUACGACUGUCUGGCAGAAUUUCGGGAAAAUAUCGACGAUAGUUCAAAGAUACCCACAUUUACUUUAUACAUCCAAUGUCAUAUGAAUCUGUUGUACCCGCUGCUGCCUAUUCUCUAGGGGUUUAUCUUCUUAGGUCGUGGACCCUCCAGAGACGUCAAGAUGAGCUGAAAGACGAGAUGGCUCAUCGUUCUUGUGUUUUUGUCAUGCAUGCAUAUCAUCAUUAUGAUGCAUUUUGAUAUCCAUAGCUAUGCAUUCUUUGUAUUAUUCAUGUUAUUGAGCAGCUAGUAGGUCGGUAGAUGAUGCGGACCACAAAUCUCAGCCUGCUGCACAUUUAAAGGAACCUUGGAAACCCCAUUAUCAAUAUAGGUCUGGUUGGAGCUGUGAACAAGAUGAAUGUCAAUCUGGGAGGGGACUGCUCUACCAUGAUCCCGCCAAGGUCGGUGCGAACCCUCACUGAAUCCCCGUGGUAUCAACUGGAAAAAGCUGGUCUUCACUACACUUCAGAAUUGAACAUAGAACCCUCAGUCAGUCGGACUCACAGCAGCAUAGAAUACUGCCUGAUGCUGUAAUGAUUGCGACUGAUAUGUUUUACAAUAUGUCGUAUUUGUCGUACGCUAUCUUUGAAUGUAAAAACAUUUCAAAUCAUAUAUAUGUCUCUUGUUAGAGUUGGAGAAGGAGUUCUUUAUUUAGGUGGCGCUACUAUGGUUACCUUAGGGGCAAUGGGUUGACGGCCCCUUGUUAUUAUUCAAAUAGAAAAGAUCAUAUUUUAAAAAGGACAAAAAGAGAAAUAUCGAAGAAAUUGGAAGAAAAUAGAACCACAAUGACCCCUUUUAUGUACAGAUGACGUAAUCUUGACAUCGUCAUGCCCCCUGCCACUUAAAAGCCAUAGCAGUGCGUCCUAGAUCUUACAGAAGUGGACCAUCAGAUGGCAGCACGCAGCACCAGUCCCUUCAACUUUCGUCGGACAUCGAUUAGUGUUUAUUCGUUAAAAUUGUUUUCUGUUUAUCUGUUUAUUAUGUGUAUCUCUUGUGUCCUUCUGGACUUUACUUGUUUCCAAAAAGGUAGGUCUACUUAUUUCAUUUUCAAAAAGGUAGGUCUGCGUUGAUACGAUAGGUGUUGACUAAGCUUCUGAAGCUGCUGCUGCCGAUGAUGAUGAUCAUGCUGAUGCUUCACAACAUUUGUAUGUCGCUAUACUUCCGCCUAGAAUCCUCCAAAAGUGUAUUUUUAUUAAAGAUGUUAGCAUUCGGAUGAAAUGUGGGUCCUCAGAAAAGUCAUUAGGUUCUCCAUAUCAUCAAUAAUCUGUCUUCGACGGGAUGAUGGAAGAGCAUUCAAGGAGCUAUGGAGAUUACCCGUCUGAUCGUCCAUAGAUGAAGGCCAGGUAGGCGAUAGAACACCCGACAAAACGAGGUUUGAAAACAGAAAUUCAAAUAAUAAAGAAUAUAUUUGUCUACGAUAUGUAUUUUGGUUCGAUUCUGUGCAAAAUGUCAGAAUGUUGAUGUCUACGAAUCUGUCUUCCUUUUUUUAAUCUAUAGGAUAUAGUCUUUGCAUGAUUUGAAAAUGCGCUCGUUUUUGUUGUUUUAUAUGCAGUUUGGUUGUAAUGAUUGUUAUGUAUUAUAUUUGUUGUGUUAAUAUAUACAUAUAUAUUGCAAAUCAUUAACAUGAUUAAUUACAAUGUAAAUGAAUGCUUGUGUAUUGUGUAAAUGUGCCUUGUCAUUAAUUUUUCUAUUACCAUAGUUUCCUGUGAUUUUUUUUUACAGUUUUUUGUUGUUAGGGAAAAUAUUUAAUCAAUC
This is a messenger RNA of Lytechinus variegatus (green sea urchin), 7180 nucleotides long. RefSeq lists its product as uncharacterized. NCBI's taxonomy places the organism in Eukaryota, Metazoa, Echinodermata, Echinoidea, Temnopleuroida, Toxopneustidae. Gene Ontology annotation, biological process: cell-cell adhesion. Bases 96 to 5189 code for a protein of 1697 amino acids. The record is from RefSeq and is a predicted model, not a curated record. Gene Ontology annotation, molecular function: cell adhesion molecule binding. The transcript has 27 exons. Gene Ontology annotation, cellular component: cell-cell junction.